AUGAGCGUGUCUCCUGUCCCAAGACGGACAUAUGGUCGUACUCGCAACACCGCCGUCGACGCGGCUGAUUCGUCCAGCGAAACGCCUACCUCCCUUGUUUAUGUCCCCACCGACAUGGGCCCAAGCGCGUCCCCCAGCAAGACACUCCUCAACAAGUUUACUGCUCGCCGGACAGAGUGGCUUGAUGGACUCAAGGAGCCGCAGACGUCCGAGUGGGACGAUCCAGAAGAUAUCGAGCUCACUGACGCCGAGGUCAAGGCGACCAUGGAGCGACUCAGGAAGGACAAGGCAGGCGACAACAACCACACACCCAGAGCUCUUGUCGCUGCCGUGAGCUCGUCCUCGCUCUCCGCCAUUCCCCCGUCUUCCCCUCCAAAGGUUUCUUCGGCCCUGAGACGUCAGUUGGCCAACCAAGGUCCCAGAGCCCUCGCCGCGACGGGUAGCUCAUCAUCGCUGUCAGAAAUUCCUCCCUCCUCGCCACCAAAAGUAUCGGCAACAACACCCAGAGGCCACACAACCCGUGGGCCAUCGCCCUCACUGUCAUCAGCUGUUUCUUCUUCCUUGAACUUGUCAUCUACCGACAAGUCAAUCGACGAUGAGCCCAUGCCGUCCGCGCGGAGACCAAAGCGAAUUGUCGAGUCUGACGACGACGGCACGGACACUGAUCGUUCAACAACGCCCAAGGCCGCAACAACAAAGUCGCGUGUGGUCCUUGGAAACGAUGAGCACGACGAAUACGAAGUGGACCAGACAAUUGUCAAUCCCUUUGAUGACGAGGAUGACGGUGACGACAUGUCUCCUGUGAAGAACAAGCCCAAUGCGCACAUUAAACCCUUGAACAAAGUGGACCGUGAAAUGUUGCAAAGGGACAUUGAAAGGGCAGCACGAGACCAAUUCGUGGAAGCGUCCCGCCCAGAGGCCAAGGUUCGUCCUGUGUCAGCCUGGAUGACCAGAGCUCAGAACAUUGCCAACAACGCGUCACAACCUGUCCGGCCCUCGCCACCUGUGUACCCUUCGGACGACAUACAACAGUUCACUCCUAGCUCAGGCCCAAACAACCGGCGCGAGCGUCUCCCUGCCAAGGUGGCUGCGACGUCAUCUCCCACUCCGGGGCCUUCCAAGGUCGCAUUCAACUUGAAGGACUUCGAUGACGAUGACGAGGAAGAUGACACUCUUCACGGAAGCCUCAACCGUAGGAUUGAGGCGCGUGGCAAACAGGACCGCUUGAAGGAAGCGAAACUCAGGGCUUUGGCGGCGAUGAACACCAAGACCACUGCGUUCCCAGUCGAGGACGACGACCUCAUCAUCAUUCCCGAACCCAAGCCAGAGGAACAACCGAGGCUCGCAUUCUCCAACCACAAGGGUCCCGAUGCCCGUGGAAAACAUGCAGCCAAGAAAACAACGACCGAGACGCACAUGGUGUUUGCUGGCCGCCAAUUUGGCCACGCCGAUCUCAAACAGGCAAAUGGUGGAGCACGACCUGCCGGCCAAAAGAAAGGCCGCGACCAAACGGUCACCUCCCAGCAGGUCGAAGCCCAAAUACUUGCCCGACACCAAGAACAAGUGCGGAGCAUUGUAGAGAAGAAGGAAGCCCUGUAUGGCAAGGGAAGACAGCUGCCCCCCAAAGAAGUCCUCGACUUGUCCAAGGUACUGGCUCAGCGUUCUGCCUCCCCGGACGUUGUGGCGGACAGCGACGAUGACGAUGACGACUAUGCGCCUGAAGAUGCGGACGACGAGGCAGACGAAAAUGAGCGGGGCAUGAUGGACAUCUCGCAAACCGAGUCGUCGCACGUCGACGCAAUCUCAGACGAGAUGGAAGGCGACGAUGACGACAAGGAGAACAACCCUGGAGCAUCCAUUGCCCCAGAGGAAGAGGAUGAAACGCCAUUGCGUUUGCCCAAUAUACGCUCAACACGUCGCCGGGUCAACUUCGCCUCAGACGACGAGGACGAGACCCCCGUCAAGCACGAUACGGCCCUACGAGACGCCGUUGAGGGUCGAAUCAACGCCGGCCCGGCUGCCGGUAGUGCCCAAGCUGCAUCUCCCGGCUUUGACAUUGCGUUUGGAUCUGGAUCAUUUGGUGGUUCCGGCGGUUUCUCGCAGCUGUUUAACGAGACCCAGGCCCCCGUUGGCGCCGGGGGGGACGGGUUUGCCGCUCUGCGAGACAUUCCCGAGGCUGGCUUCCUUCCUGCACAUGCCCUUCUGCCCAGCGUAAACAUCUCCGAAACCCAGAAGAGACGCGAUAAUGCUCUCAUUGCGGGCGAAACGGAGAAUGCCGAACCUCAUUUACCUCAAUCUACCAAGAAACAGCAGUACCUCAACUCCCAAGGCUUCUUCACCCAAACCCGUCCUGGAGGCCGCAACUUGACUCAGCCGGACGAGCAUCUCGAGGUGGAGAUGGACGACUAUACCCAAGUCCCAACAGCCAUCAUCGAGGCUUCGUCGACACUCAUCAACUCGUCAACCAAGGGCACUGUAUCCAGUCCGACCCAGGGGAGCACCGAGACGUUCGUUCGACUUCGCCGUCGUACGUCGCCCGUGGAAGGUGAAACACAGGUCCAUUCCCCCAGUCCUCCGCCUGCUCCUCGCCCCCGCAACGCCUUUGAUGCUCUACGCGCCGGAGCUCGGCAGGCCGGUGCCCACGGUGCCCAUGGCCCUAAUGAUAUCGAUAAGCGCAAACGGCCAGGAUUCCUCGAUGAGCAGGCCGAGGAGAGCGACGAGGACAAUGCCUGGGGCUUUACCGGGGGCAAGGAUGACGACGAGAAUGACGAUGACCUCGACAACGGCUACGUCCCCGACCUGCUAGAUGACGCCAACGUGACCGAGGAAGAGCGGACUCGACUGACUGAGCUCAACGCCGAGAGGUUCCGGCAGGUCGAACAAGAGGAUGAUGCGCGGCGCGAGGCAGAGGCCAAGAAAGUCACGGAAGGUCACUACCGUACAAAGCGGCGCGGCAACGAUUUCUUGUCCGACGAGGAGGAUGAGGGCAACAGAAAGAUUCGCCUGAACAAGAAGCAACGACGUCAACGCAAGCUUGACGGCGAGGAUGGGCUCCAGAAACUCGAAGGCGAAGAGAACGUCUUCGCGGCUGUGUACAAUGAGGACCUCACGUCCGACAGCGAGUUGGACGAAGCGCCACCUUCACCCACUACAUUCAUGUCGCCCGAACAUGGUGGACUCUCCCUGCGAGAACGGAGGGACAUGCUUAGCAUACGUGCUCGUCAGAAUACCACGGGUGUGGCUCGUCGUGAACUCUUCCCGGAAGAUCUAGACGAGGAAGACUCGCAGUACGCCAUCUCGAACAAGCCACACGUAACAACCACAACCGAAGCUGGUGAGGCGAACGAGCUUGAACUCAACCCCUCCUCAGUCCGCCGCAAUCCCACCGCGACCCGCUCUACGGACCGCUACGCCAAGUUUGUCAGCGAAGAGACACUCAACCCGCGUCGCAACGGUGCUGCCGGAGGUGUGUCUGUCGUUGUCGCCAAGACCACAACGGUUCAGCAAUCUCGCCAGAGCAAGGGCGGCCACUCCAAAGAAUCGACGAGGACAGUCACCCGACAGGCCUCGAGCAUUCACUUUGAUAGGGCGGAUCGGUUCCGUUAG
Messenger RNA from Apiotrichum porosum, 3606 nucleotides. RefSeq lists its product as uncharacterized. The record is from RefSeq and is a predicted model, not a curated record. Bases 1 to 3606 code for a protein of 1201 amino acids. Lineage: Eukaryota; Fungi; Basidiomycota; Tremellomycetes; Trichosporonales; Trichosporonaceae. The transcript is spliced from 5 exons.